CUUGUCUUCCUCUGCUUAUUAUUAGAACACUGAUGAAACCUCCUUAUGUAAGAAAACUAAAAACCUUUGUUUGUCUCUCUCCACAGUUAGGGAUCCUUCUCUCUACUUCCAAUCUUCCGCCAUGGUGCUCGAGGCGACGAUGAUCUGUAUCGACAAUUCGGAAUGGAUGCGUAACGGUGAUUAUUCCCCUUCUAGGAUUCAAGCUCAGGCCGAUGCUGUUAACCUUAUUUGUGGAGCUAAAACCCAGUCUAACCCAGAGAACACAGUGGGAGUUCUCACAAUGGCUGGGAAAGGGGUUCGUGUUUUGGUGACUCCAACUAGUGAUCUUGGCAAGAUUCUAGCUUGCAUGCAUGGUUUAGAAAUAGGUGGUGAGAUGAAUCUGGCUGCUGGAAUCCAGGUGGCUCAGUUGGCUCUCAAGCAUCGGCAGAACAAGAAGCAGCAACAAAGAAUUAUUGUCUUUGCUGGAAGUCCCAUAAAACAUGAAAAAAAGAUUUUAGAAAUGAUUGGAAGGAAGUUAAAAAAGAAUAGUGUAGCACUAGAUAUUGUUAAUUUUGGUGAAGAAGAUGAUGGAAAGAAUGAGAAGCUAGAGGCACUUCUUGGUUCUGUUAACAACAAUGACACCAGUCAUAUUGUUCAUGUUCCACCUGGUCCAAAUGUUCUGUCUGAUGUGCUUAUUAGUACUCCCAUCUUCACUGGGGAUGGGGAAGGUGCAAGUUUUGCAGCAGCAACUGCUGCAGCUGCAGCUGGAGGUGCUGGUUUUGAUUUUGGAGUGGAUCCCAACCUAGAUCCAGAGCUGGCGCUUGCUCUUAGAGUUUCAAUGGAAGAAGAGAGAGCUAGGCAGGAGGCAGCUGCUAAAAGGGCUGCAGAGGAGGCAACUAAGGAAGAGAAAGAGGGGGAACAACCAUCCAGCUCACAGGAUGCAACUAUGACAGAGCGUGCCACCAUUGCAACUUCUGGAGCUGACACUAAGGCAGCUGAUUUAACGGACGAUGAGAAUGCUCUACUGCAGCAGGCCCUUGCAAUGUCAAUGGAUGACCCUGCAUCUGGCCAUGAUGCGCGAGACACAGAUAUGCCAGAGGCAGCUGCAGAUGACCCAGAAUUGGCCCUAGCUCUUCAAUUGUCGGUGCAGGAAAGUGCAAAGGAUUCCUCUAACCAGGCAGAUAUGGGCAAAUUGCUGGCUGACCAGUCCUUUGUGUCUUCCAUCCUUGCCUCUCUUCCGGGAGUUGAUCCAAACGAUCCUUCAGUUAAAGAUUUGCUGGCUUCCAUGCAAAGCCAAUCAGAGGGUGACCAGAAGAAAAGUGAAGACAAAGAAUCAAAAGAAGAUGAUAAAUGAUUAUUCAGAGUUGUUUUUCCAUGCCAG
Messenger RNA from Humulus lupulus (European hop), 1360 nucleotides. Its product is annotated as 26S proteasome non-ATPase regulatory subunit 4 homolog. Gene Ontology annotation, biological process: proteasome-mediated ubiquitin-dependent protein catabolic process. The transcript has 10 exons. Lineage: Eukaryota; Viridiplantae; Streptophyta; Magnoliopsida; Rosales; Cannabaceae. Bases 122 to 1333 code for a protein of 403 amino acids. Gene Ontology annotation, molecular function: polyubiquitin modification-dependent protein binding. The record is from RefSeq and is a predicted model, not a curated record. Gene Ontology annotation, cellular component: cytosol; nucleus; proteasome regulatory particle, base subcomplex.